UCAAACAUUUCGCUUCGUUACAGAAGAGAAGCAGUGAUUAGCCGCACCAAAAUAUAUCUAUUAGAGAUUUAUGGUGAGGUUCAAGAUGGACAAAUUAUUGAAAUUUGUGAUUUUGGUGGCGGUGAUAAUUCCCGCCAGCCCCGGCCGCUUGGAGGUGACCCGGGCGGAGCUGUCCGCGAUGGCCGAGUCCUUCCUCCGUCAGCAGAACGGCGCCCUGGCCCUCGCCUGCGCGCGCUUCGUCAGGGCCAACUGGGCCUUCCAGACCAACCUCACGCACCAUAACAAGAUGAGGAAGAUCUCGAGCCAGGUGCAGUACGCGCGCGUGCGGAAGGAGGUGUGGCAGAAGGCGAAGAAGUGGGCGAAGGUGCGGCGCCAUCUCGAGGAGGAGGCCCAGAGGCAGCUCGACGCCCUGGCUGUGCUGGGGACGGCCGCGCUGCCCGAGCGGGACAUGAGGCAGUACGCCAACAUCGUAUCUGAAAUGUCCCGGAUCUACAGCACGGCUUCGGUGUGCAGCUUCAGCGACCCCGACGAAUGCGACCUAACACUCGACGAAGACGUGAAGGUCAUCAUGAAGAACAGCAAGAACAGCGAAGAACUGGCGCACAUCUGGCUUGCCUGGCGAGAGAACACAGGCAGAAGGAUGAGGAAAAGUUACGAAGACCUUGUCCCUCUGUUGAACAAAGCUGCCGUGGCCAAUGGAUUUCAUAACAAAGUCGAGAUGGAUUUGCGAGCCUAUGAAAAUAUUAUCUGCCAUCCAUCUGCUUGGGAUUUCUGUGAUGGAGAAAAUUUCAGGGUCAAGCAAUGCACCCAAGUGACCUUGUCUGACUUGAUCACUGCCCACCAUGAGAUGGGUCACAUCCAGUACUUUAUGCAGUACAAAGACCAGCCACAUGUCUUUCACCGCAGUGCAAACCCAGCCUUCCAUGAAGCUGUUGGAGACCUCAUUGCCCUUAGCAUGUCCACCCCAAAGCACAUGUCAAAACUUGGCCUCUUUAAGAAGAGCUCACAAAAGAAACAGAAAGAAGUUGAGUUGAACUUCCUAAUGAAGAUGGCACUGGACAAGGUUGCUUUUCUGCCAUUUGCAUACCUCAUGGACUUGUGGCGCUGGAGGGUUCUUGACGGCACUUAUUCCCAGAGGGAUUGGAACUGUGCUUGGUGGGAUCUCAGGUAUGAGAUUCAGGGAAUGAAACCUCCCUCUACACGUACAGAAGAUGACUUUGACCCUGCGUCUAAAUUUCAUGUGGCAGUCAACUCUCCAUACAUCAGAUACUUUUUGAGCACCAUUGUUCAGUUUCAGUUCCAUAGGGCUCUGUGUAUAAAAGCCAAUGAGUAUGACCCGGAUAAUCCCUUGAUGCCACUUCAUAAAUGUGAUAUUCACCAAUCAAGUAAAGCCGGCAGUGCUCUUAGAGAAAUGCUUAAGCUAGGUUCAUCAAAACCCUGGCAGGAAGCACUAAGAACCCUUACAGGAGAGGAGGGGAUGGACACCUCAGCUCUGCGGGAAUACUUCAAGCCCCUCGAGGAAUGGCUGAAGGAAGAAAAUGCAAGACAAGGAGAGUUUGUUGGCUGGCGGCCAGAUGGUCAGUAUUGCUUGUACAAGAAGAUUUCAGAAGUAGUACCUGAAAGCAAUUGUACAGCAGCCCAGGAUUCACCAUCUGUAACUUCCACCCCACCUACUCCAUUUACUCCACCUGCUCCACUUCUUGCAGCUUCUACACUCAUUCCACAUGAUACAGCUGAUUUACCCGUUAGACCUGAUGAUAUCAAUGCACCCAUCCAACCUAGUACAGCUGCUUCCUAUAAUGCACCUUCAAAACCUGUUUCAGGUAUUAGAAGCAUUGCUCCUGUUCCACUUGAUGCAGCAGCCGCUUCUAUUCCUGACAUGGACGACAUUAUGUGAAUUCAGAUGAGCUUCCUUUGCUUGUAAUUUCAGUCUUCCAAACUUUUAUAAAGCCCGUACAUGAUCUCCAAGGAAAUAAGUGAAUAAUAUCUGUCUAUUUAUUUGUCUCUAUUUUUUUUUUUUUUUUUUUUUUUUUUUUAUGAUAAUGAUUUAUGAUGGUGAUAAUUGAUGAUGAUGAUACUACUAUUGUUAGUAAUAAUAAUCAUUUGCUUAUGCCUUAUUUUAGCCAAAUAAUUAUGAGGGUGGGUUUCAUGGAGCAAAAGAUAACUGUCCAUUUUACAGCUGUUUCUGAAGGAGUCCUAAAAAUAAGGGACUGUGCUUUAUAAAUGUACCACAUAUAUAUCAAAACUAUGAAUUACAAAGAAAGUCUACUGUUGUUGGUGCUUGUAUAUUAUAUUUUGUGAAGAACAGCUAUAAAAAAAUAAAAAGAAAAGGUAUUAUUACUUUA
This is a messenger RNA of Penaeus monodon (black tiger shrimp), 2345 nucleotides long. Its product is annotated as angiotensin-converting enzyme-like. The record is from RefSeq and is a predicted model, not a curated record. Gene Ontology annotation, molecular function: peptidyl-dipeptidase activity; metallopeptidase activity. NCBI's taxonomy places the organism in Eukaryota, Metazoa, Arthropoda, Malacostraca, Decapoda, Penaeidae. Gene Ontology annotation, biological process: proteolysis. Gene Ontology annotation, cellular component: plasma membrane.